This is a messenger RNA of Entrophospora sp. SA101, 192 nucleotides long. The record is from the annotation of a GenBank genome assembly. Lineage: Eukaryota; Fungi; Glomeromycota; Glomeromycetes; Entrophosporales; Entrophosporaceae.
AUGUUGCUUAUAUUUGUGGGUGAUAUAAUUGCAAUGUUAUUGUUAAAUCUUGAUCCUAUCUGGACAAAAGUUUAUUUGACCACAAGUGCUGUAUCAUUUGUACUAGGAGGAAUUGCCAUCAAUGCUGGAGAGAAAAAGGUGGAAAAAGAUACAAUGAAUGAAAAAGAUUCAAAUAUGGAAGAAAAAAGGUAA